Ictalurus punctatus (channel catfish) is the source of this 3001-nucleotide messenger RNA. It is a transcript of the gene zfand4, whose product is annotated as zinc finger, AN1-type domain 4. Gene Ontology annotation, molecular function: zinc ion binding; protein binding. The record is from RefSeq and is a predicted model, not a curated record. The coding region runs from base 244 to 2271 and encodes 675 amino acids. NCBI's taxonomy places the organism in Eukaryota, Metazoa, Chordata, Actinopteri, Siluriformes, Ictaluridae. The transcript has 10 exons.
UCAAUCAAAAAGUGCCACAAUAGGUUCCUCCCACCAUGUUCGCUGGCACAGACUGAGAAAUGGUGAAGAUUUCCUGAGGAAUUAAUGGUACUGAGGCCGGCUGUUACGGGAAUCAUGAUUAGUGUAGACCUGUGUCCAGGAUGAGUGUACCCAGUGACCGUGGUGAGAUCACAACCCUCACUCAUCCACCUUGGGCAGGAUUCAUCCCAGUCUCUUCCUAAACAUCCUCCCCUCUCUACAAACAUGGCUGACAAGAGGGAGCCGCCAUUUUUCAAUGACGAUAACCUAGGGGUUGUCAACUACAAACUGCCCUUCUACGAGACCAUGGAGCUGUUCAUAGAGACUCUGACAGGGACCUGUUUCCAACUGCGGGUCUCCCCGUUUGAGACUAUUGUCUCUGUAAAAGCUAAGAUUCAGAGACUGGAAGGUAUCCCUGUUGCUCAGCAGCAUUUGAUCUGGAACAGCUUGGAGCUUGAUGAUGAGUACUGUUUGAAUGAUUACAGCAUUGCAGAAGGUUGCACUCUCAAGCUGGUCCUUGCCAUGAGGGGUGGGCCAAUCAACACCAAACGAGUGACCAUUGAGAACUCAGUAAAGGAUACCUCUGACUACUUGGAUUCAAAGAGGGAUGAGGUGUGGGAAAAGUCUUUGUCUAAUAAACAGGUCACUUUCCUGGUGUACAAAGAGGGUGACCAGCUAAAAGUCUUCCGGGUUGUGGACCGUGGAGACGGAACUCUGACACCGGUGUCAAAAUCCCUAAGUGGGUCAGUGCACAAUGUGUACGCUGAGGAAGAGGAGGAGGGUGCUAGCAUUUCCUCUGCGCAGCUGACGCUGGAGAACUCCAUCACUAUGAACAAGAUGAAGUUACUCAAAGCCAAGAUGGAGAAUAUGAACCUCAAUAAAAAGCCUAAGAAGUCUACAAAGUUGAGAGUAAGGCCUCCAGUUGGUCCACGUCCUUUCUGUGGCUCACUUGGCUCUGCUCGCCACCACCGAAUGCUCCGCAUCCUUCCUCAGAUUGGCCAUGCCCCUGUAACACAGCUACCUCCGAUUGGUGAUCAGCAACAGUCUUCCCCUGAGGCUUGCCCAGCUUUCACAUGUCACCCAAGUUUUGGUUCUGGUAGAGCCAUUUCCUCGCUGACAACUUCUAGCAAAUACAUUCUUCAGGAGGAGGAGUCAUGGAAUAAGCCCACCCCCAGGAAUAUCAGGCUACCUCCUAAAGUGUCCAGGCUAGAUGUGGUUGGACCGAAGGCUAUAACAGACUGUUUGUACCCACCGCUCUCUGUCCUGUCUGGUCUGGAAGCUGAAGACAAGACAGAGAUACAGAGUGACGGAAUAAUGCUACCGGAUGACGGCGUUAUAAUUGAGCCUUCCAAACCCAUUCCGUUUAAUAGCCUGCUUCCAGAGCCGCUGAGUCUGGAUGUUUCUGCUCAGCCGGAGGCCAGUCUGGACUCUUUAGGCGCUGUGAACAAGCCCAUGACUGCAACUCCACUGCUGUCCCAAGUUGUAGGCUCAGACUCCAUUAGCACAUGGUCAGUAGGCACUAAGACGCUACAGUCCCACACUGACAGAGCUGCACUGAACUUGCUACGCACUCCUCCACAUGUGCCUCGACCUUUCACAGAUUUUACAGGGGAAGUGCCUCGCCCCUUCCUCGGCUCUAACAGAGGGCCUACCGUUCCACCAUGCCCAACUCCACAGACCCCUCCUCUCCAUGCCAUCAGAGUGGACUCACCAGGCAAACGACCAGACAGGGUAUACAAGAGCGAGGCACAAGGUGUCACCAACAUAACCGACAACAUUUCCAGAGAGUUGUCAGGCUGUCUGAGUAACCUUGAUGAAAAACUAGCAAGGCCUUGUGAUCUGGACAGAUUGUGUGGCACAAAUGCCCCCUUGCAAGCCAACAUCCAUCUGCUGCAGGAGGAUCUGCUACGGAGAAUAGUUCCCCUGCAGAGAGCAACAUACUCGCCAUCAGGCAUCCUGGACUCAUCGAGUGGACCCUCCAGUUCAAUAAAGAGAUUAGGUUCUCCAACAUAUCACCUCCCUCCUGUGAAGGCUCCUCUGAGCUCAAAGACGAAGACUUCAAAACACUGCUUCCUAUGUGGGAAGAAGACCGGGCUAGCCACCAGCUAUGAAUGCAGGUGUGGCAACAACUUUUGUUCCACGCACCGCUAUGCAGAGACCCACAACUGCACUUACGACUACAAAAGUGCAGGUCGCCGCUUCCUCCAGAAGUCUAAUCCCAUCAUCAGCGCACCAAAGCUGCCCAAAAUAUGAAAGCACUAUAUAAGAGGGGGAAGAUGAUAUGCAAAUGAAAGCAUGAUUAAAUGAACAGGAACUAAACCAGCAGUGUGCUUUUUAUCACGUGUUUGCUUAAUGGCAAGGUUUAUUUUAAUUUUAUUUACUUUUUUAUUUUAAUUUUUUUUAAAGAAAUUACUUUGCAAAAAUGUGAAUUUGUUUCUUCUUCUUUUUUUUUUUGUCUUGAAAACACAUGAAACUGACGUGGAAAUGUGGAAAAGUUGUGAUCACUACAAAUGAUAUGUAUAGAAAUAUAUAUUUCUGUUUUUCUUAAUAUCUAAACGGCUUCAUGAGACAAGUCUUUGCAAGAUGCACUUUAGUAAUAAUGACGUCACGUCUUUCUUUUCUUUUCUUUUUUUUCUUUCUCUAAAUUGGUCCGUUUUAGGCCUACAGCACUCCACUGAAGACAUCACACCAGGUACUGCACAUCCGUAAUAUAAAAGAUGAGUCUAUUAUGGGUUUCACUUUGAAUGGAAUUAUGGGAGUUGAACUUUGAACUCUGUAAACACUACUAUGCAGUAUGGCCACGUAGCAUAUUAAUCAUUUUGAGUAGGCUGACCUGAACACAAAGCUGAGUUGCCAUCGUAAUGAUUUCUUUUUGUACCUUGUUUUUUUUUUUUAAUCGCACACCACCAUGAACAGCUGUUAAAAUGUUCAGUAUUUAUUUGGGAAUUAAACUAAUAAACUGAAAUAUAAAUAUGAUGAAAUA